Cynoglossus semilaevis (tongue sole) is the source of this 7380-nucleotide messenger RNA. It is a transcript of the gene kdm6ba, whose product is annotated as lysine (K)-specific demethylase 6B, a. The coding region runs from base 1 to 5799 and encodes 1932 amino acids. Gene Ontology annotation, biological process: heart development; regulation of gene expression. Lineage: Eukaryota; Metazoa; Chordata; Actinopteri; Pleuronectiformes; Cynoglossidae. The transcript has 21 exons. Gene Ontology annotation, molecular function: histone H3K27me2/H3K27me3 demethylase activity; RNA polymerase II cis-regulatory region sequence-specific DNA binding; chromatin DNA binding. The record is from RefSeq and is a predicted model, not a curated record. Gene Ontology annotation, cellular component: MLL3/4 complex.
AUGCAUCACGCAGUAGAGCAGUUUGGCGGGCGUGGCACACGGGAUUCCUUCCCACUGGACGGACUCAACCGGGGACCAUGGGCUCCUGUGGGCGGCCGCGCCUGGCAGCCACCUGCCAGAUGUCCACCUGGAAUGAACCAACACCAGCUCCUUCCUCAUCUACCUCCUGGUCCUAUGGGUGGACUUAACCAUCCCAGUAAAUUCUUUGGCAAUGGGCCCAUGAGAGGUGGGGAAAAGCUAGAGCUUCCUCAGCCAAUGUUACCAGGUCUCCACAGGGAGCAGCAGAGACCUCCUCAUCUCCACCCACCACCUCCUCACAGGACGUGGGAACAACUAGGCCAACUGUAUGAAUCCCACCUCCCGCCUCAAGGACAUCCCAUUGUACCCCUGCCUAAUGAGCACUCACUCCGUCUCCACAAUGGAGGCUAUGCUGGAACUGCUGGACCUCCACCCAACCCACAUCUCCCACACACCAGACCCAACCAACUGCUGAAGUUUGGGGGUCCUCAGGAGCAGCACGUUCCCCGGGGCCCAUCGUUGCUGGGAGAUGAGAUGUGGGCUCAGGUGCAUCAGAUAGAUAACUUGUUGUGUCUCCAGCAGAGGGGCUAUCCAGGGAAGAUGCUCGGUGGACAACUGAAGAGACCAGGUCCUCCAUUGGGAGAGCACUCUGUCAUCCAGCACACUCCACUGCCGCCUCUACACCAGUCAUCCCACCUUCCUGCUGCUGACGACUGUCCCAGUCCCAACAAAAGGAAAAGGAGUUCAGAUCAGGGAAUUCAUUCUGGAAUGCAGCGGUUUACUGGCCCUGGCAAAUCUUUAUCCCAGCAGCCAUCAUCAGUCCACCAUGGUCCCCCAAAACCUGCUUUAUGGAACCCUGUUCACAAGGACAACAGCCAGCCCUGGCAGUCUCACACCACAGAACGCAAGAACCCACCAUCGCAGGAACUUCAGGAGAACAGCAAACACAGAAUGGGCAGCUACACUCAAAAGUCUCCUCCUUCCUCUUCAACCCUUUCAAACAUCUCCCCUUCACCCAACUCCUCUACCAGAAGCUACAACCAGGAAUGUGUUCCUCAAGCCCAGAAAGACACAUUUCACACUCAGGCUGCGAACCAUCGCUCGCCCAACUCCUCCUACUCCAGCUCCAGCUCCAAACUAGGGCUGCCUCCUUCCUGCCAGUCAAUGGAACCUCAUGGUUCUAACAACCAGAGGAGCCUUCACAUUGGGGGCCAAGGUGGGAGCCAGGCUAGCUCUUACUCAGCACCAACUCCAACCAGGGGGGCCAGAGAGCCGCAUGUCCAAUCGUCACCAGCAAACCCCCCUGCAACCAGCACGAGUGGCAGCAGCAGCAGUGUGCCUUACAGCCACUUCCAGCCUCAUCCAGGACUGGGACACCAGGGUGGUCCUCCUCUUCCUCCCCAUCCUCGUCUUGCCAGCAGCAACUCAGUGUCUCAGCAACAACAACGUGGGCCACAUGAAGCCUGGAGAUACCAGAACAGGACCAGCAGUCACUCCCUGGAUUCCCUCAUCUACAGACCUCCAGGACUGCUACCUCAGCACCAGCAGAGCCACAAUCAGGUCAUGGAUAGCCAGGUUCUCCGCCAGCCUCACCAUCACGCCAGUCCAUCUCUGCCACCAACCAACUCCACUCGAGCCCCUGUAAUUACCCCAAAUGUCCCCAUCUCCAGCUCUUUUAGUGGCUACAGCAACUGCACCAACUCUAGUGGUGACAGCACAGUGACUCCCUCUACUGACCGCUCUGUGAACAGCACCAACAGAUGGCAAAGAGGACAAGAGUCAGCAUCUCACAACUCCACCAGUAAUGCCAUCAGCUCCAACCCUCAACUGGAUGUUCUGCUGCAAACACGUUGUCAGAGAAGAGAACAAGCUCCACCCGCCAACCAGUCAGGACAGCACAGCCUGCACAGAUCACAACCACAGGAAAACACCAAGUCCCAGCCCAUGAAGGGGAAUACGCCCGUCUACUCUAAAUCUGAUUUGGAAGGGCUGCUCUCGAGCACCUCCUCCCCCCCCCCCCCCCCCCGCCUUUCUUCUGCCGCUGCUACUUCUUCAUCUCCCCCAAGCUCCCAUGCAGCACCCAUGUACCCCUGGCUGAGUCGCGGUGGACUAUUGCCCUGUCCAGCAGGCCAGGCCACCUCUAGCACUGCUCCUGCAGAAAGACUACGGCCACCGCCUCUUACGCCUCAGACUGAAUAUGCUAGAGAAAAGCAGAGGCAGCGGGAGAUGUGGAACAACAAUGGCGGAACGACAUUCAGUCCCCCAUCAACACACAAUACCUCAGGGAUGAACCAGACGGUGUAUCCAAACAAGCCUCCGGCAAUGCAGGCUGCACCCAACCAAUCCAAAGACACAUCCAAGGAGAGGGAGAGCAGCCAGCACUCUCUCCCACCAAUGGCACUUAGAGAACCCCCCAAACUGUAUCAGGCUUUCCCCAGAGAAAACCCUCCCCCACCACCUUUGUCAUCCAUGUCUAGAGCAGGAAUUCUUAGCAAACGUGUAACAGGCAGUAGUCUGGAAAAAGAUGGCAGCGAUUCAGACAGUGCUCAGUUUGAGGAGGAGCCCUCGGAAAUGUCCACCUUGCUCCCCGAUGGCCUGGCAAAUAUAAUGGCCAUGCUGGACGAGUCCAUCAAGAAAGAGGAGGAGAUGUUCAACAGAGAGAAGAGUGGAUCUGCAGGUCUUCUCGACAACUUUUCCGCCAGGGUUCCAACCGUCCAAAGCUACCUGUGUGCACCAGACCUUGUUCCCGCAACAAAGAACCAGCCCAACCAGGACGACCUUGGAUCCAAUCCUCAUGCUAGUCCUCCUGUGCUCAGCCGCCAGGGCUCCCUGGCAUCCCCUUGCAGUCGGACGUCUUCUCUCAACGAGGAGGACGACGAGUACCUCAAGUCGUCUUCUGUUGCUGCCAAACAGUCAGUUGAAAUUAGAACAGGAGAGAGUAACACCAGUUACCGCCACAGCGACCUUGCCAAACUGUACGGUCUCCCUGAACAGACGAAAAGCGAAGCUGAUGAGGACGAUGAAGAGGAGGAUUCUGAGACCCCAUCAUGUUCCCCACCCCCUCAAAGACCCCACCUACACCAGACAGGUGUAAACAGCAUGUUCAAGUCCCUAGCGACAGUUCUGGAGAGCCAGAAGUAUGCAUACAGAGGUGGGCCCUUUGGGAGACCCCCUCCAUCUGCUCUGGUUGGAGUCAAAUAUUCUUCCUCUCUGUCAUUAGGACCUGAUAUUUGCCGCCAACAGCAAAGUGGGUCUCCUACUUCAGACUCCACCAAUCCACCCUUUAGUCCAGCUCUUCCAGCAGUAACGUCUUCUGCUUCCCUACUAGAAGACAAGAAAUUGAAAAUGGAACAUGCUGACAUCUGGAUAGAAGGUGGAGAGAAAACGGAGGAAAUCAUGGAAUCUAUCAAAAAGAAGAGUCUUCCUCCCACCAAACCUAUUAAAGUGGUCAAGGAUGAGAAGCAGCUGUCAACCAUCUCAGAGUCCUCUCUGGCAGAACUGGGCAAGAGCUGUGAGAUGCUGCUCAGUCAACAGUCACUCUCCAACAAGAACUCACUCAGUAAACUGGACAGUCACGGUAACUGUGAGAGCCACAAAUCUGACAAGGUAAAGGAACACAGGGACAAAGACAGGCACCGGGACAAAGACAGGAGUAAAGAAAAAAAGAGGAAGCACGGUCACAGCCACAGCAGCAGCAGGAAACACGAAGACAGAAAAGAAAAGAAGAAGCACAAAGAGAAGAGAGAGGAGAGUGCAUUUUCCUCACCCUCGUCUUCAUCAUCGCCGUCCUCCUCGACCAACCAUUCCAGCUCCAGCCACAAACGGCACAGGGAUGGCAAGAGCCACAAGGAAAAGAAAGAUCGUAUAAUCCUCGGGGACCUUAACCUCCAGAGUAAAGAGGGAUCGGAGAGAAGGGAGAAGAAUAGAAGUCACUACGAUACAGACAAAAGAAAACGCAAGGAAGCGUCCAGUGGCAGCUGCACUAGUGAAGGAGAACGUGCAGAAUGGGUCUCAGAAAGUUCCGAUGAAAGAUUUUCUGAAGACAAGAGAGGAUCUGGUUCUUCACUAGUUUCCGCAGAUUACAUGAAGCUGAAGGCGUUGUCAGACGGGCCACCCAAAGAGCUAAAGAUCCGCCUGAUCAAAGUGGAGAGUGGGGACAGAGAGACAUUUAUUGCUUCAGAGGUAGAAGAAAAGAGAAUUCCACUGGAAGAAAUCAGCAUCAAAAACUCAGCCAGUGAAAUCAUCAGGUCUUGCAAGGGAACCAGGAUUAAAGAGAAGUUCAAAGAAUCCUACCUGCUUCCAGCUUUUUCCGUAAAGCCCAUCAUGACCACAGAGGAACCCUUACCUAGAGAGAAACUCAACCCUCCUACACCCAGUAUCUAUCUGGAGAGCAAGAGAGACGCCUUCUCCCCUGUGCUGCUGCAGUUCUGUACAGACCCCAAGAAUCCUGUGACUGUCAUCAGGGGCCUCGCUGGGUCGCUAAGACUAAACCUGGGUCUGUUUUCUACAAAGUCCCUGGUGGAGGCUAAUGCAGACCAGGCAGUGGAGGUCAGGACCCAGGUGCAGCAGCCAGCUGAUGAAAACUGGGACCCCAGUGGCAAAGGUCAAACGUGGCCCUGUGAGAGCAGUCGCUCCCACACCACUAUUGCCAAGUAUGCUCAGUACCAGGCCUCCAGCUUCCAAGAGAGUCUGCAGGAGGAGAAAGGCAGUGAUGAUGAGGAGGAUGAUGAUGACAAGGAAAAGAAGCCAUCUAACAGCGCUGACACACCACUGAAGGAAAGCUGUAAAGAAGUUAACAGUGGUGAGCAGAAACCCCUGGGGAAGAUUAUUAAAUUUGGCACCAACAUUGACCUGUCGGAUCCCAAAAGGUGGAAGCCUCAGCUUCAGGAACUGCAGAAACUUCCGGCUUUUAUGAGAGUUUCAUCCAAUGGAAAUAUGCUGAGCCAUGUUGGACAUACAAUCCUUGGGAUGAACACUGUCCAGCUCUACAUGAAGGUUCCAGGGAGCCGCACACCAGGUCACCAGGAGAACAAUAACUUCUGCUCAGUAAACAUCAACAUUGGUCCUGGAGACUGUGAGUGGUUCUCUGUUCACGAGAACUACUGGCAGGCCAUCAGUGACUUCUGUGAAAAACAUGGUGUGGACUACCUGACAGGCUCCUGGUGGCCUGUGCUAGAGGACUUGUACAACGCCAACAUCCCAGUGUAUCGCUUCAUUCAGCGUCCUGGGGACCUGGUGUGGAUCAACGCUGGAACCGUUCACUGGGUUCAGGCUGUGGGCUGGUGCAACAACAUUGCCUGGAAUGUGGGGCCUCUACAUGCUUACCAGUACCAGCUGGCCCUGGAGAGGUUCGAGUGGAAUGAAGUGAAGAAGGUGAAGUCCAUAGUGCCCAUGAUACAUGUGUCCUGGAAUGUGGCCCGCACACUCAAGAUCACUGACCCAGACACUUACAAGAUGUUGAAACACUGUCUGCUGCAGUCCAUGAAGCACAUCCAGAUCCUCAGAGACCAGCUGGUUGCAGACGGCAUGAAGAUUUCUUAUCAAAGUCGGGUCAAGGACGAGCCUGCCUACUACUGCAAUGAAUGUGAUUUGGAGGUGUUCGAUUUGUUGUUCGUGACGAGUGAGAGCAGCAGCAGGAAAACGUACGUGGUCCACUGUGAGGACUGUGCACGUCAGCGUAGUCCCAGCCUGAACAGCGUGGUGGUGCUGGAGCAGUACCGCAUGGAGGAGCUGAUGAACAUCUAUGACUCAUUCAGUCUGGCCCCUACUUCCUCCCGGUGAUGGAGCUCCCCUCCUGCAUCCUCUCAGCCAUAACCAAAAUUCCUGCACGACAGGACAAAAAAAGAAACAUCACUGUUUUUUUAAAACUGACAGUGAAUAAUUAUUUAAAGAUCAUCUUUGCUACUACUGCGAAUACUUGCUGAACAGCUAGUAGAAUACGUUUACUCAUCAUUACUGUUUACAUAAAGAAAUACCAAGCCUCCAGUAAAGAAAGAAAAAAAAACAACAGUUUACUCUCAGAUGGUGCUUUCAAACACAAACCCUGGCAACAGUGAAGUUGACAACCAGGGGGCGGUCGGUGCUGCCAUUGAACAAAGGGUGGAGGCUUGGCAAUCCUUUCAAUGGCGUGUAUCUGUCAGUACAAGAAAGAACGUUCCGAUGUCAUUGUUGUCUUGAAUACUGAAAUUUGUACAAGCUGUUUGCAAUUUUUGUGGGUGGUGCUGUUUUUUUUUUUAAGUAAUUUAUAUUUUUUUUUCUAAACUAGAUCAGCCUAGAUAUAUACCACAUUGGCCUUGUAUUUAGAGAAGAGACAAAAUUACAAAAAUACUAAUAAUAGAGAUAUGAACAUUUUUCUAAAGCAUUAAGAUUUUAAAAACAAAUGGUUUGGAAUGCUUCAAAACUUACGGGUUUUAAUGACUUUGGUUGUUUUGGAGAGACUUCAGUUCCUUGUUGUAAAUUUUGUGAUUUUCUUUUAUCGAUUCCUUGAUUUUCUCUGGAGGAUAAUGUUCAGUUGUCACACAUCAUCAGGUCUUCAAUCCUCAGUUUCUGUAUGAAAAGAAGAAGAAUGAAAAUCAUGGUUUUUGCGUUGUUUUUGUUCAGGUGUUCUUUUUCCUGUAUGGAUAUUUUCUCUUUUUUCAGCAUUGUACAUUUAAUUUAAUAUUUUCUCUAUUUAUUGGAUAUCAAUGUUCUCUUCUUUUUUUUAACGGGGUUUUAAAAGUUUGAACUUCUCCAUUAGUUUGUGAGGUGAGGCAUUGCUCUGUCAGAACUAUGAUGUGGGGGUUUUGUGUUGGCAGGAGUGGAGGCUGCUGUUCGUCUGGUGCUCGCCUCCCACUGCUCCACUGUUUUUAUUUCUCCUCUCCUGAUAUAUUUAACGACACCUUUAUCUAAUGAAACACCACCUUUCCUGUAGAUGAUAGGGACACUGCUCACAUAGAGAAGAUGGAAUGCUGUGUUUGUAUACUCAUCAUGGAGGAAAAAAAAGACAGCUUUUUGCAAAGUGUUUUGAAUUUUUUUUUAUAAUGUAGGGGAGUUUUUAAAUGAGAUUUUAAUGAUUUUAUAAUAUCUGUUAAAUUUGAUAACAGGAUAGAUGGUGCUAAAUGUUCUCCUGGAAUACCUUCUUUUGACUUCUUGAAAUAAGAAUUCUAUUUUUUCCUGUUGCAAUAUCACCUUAACCUUUUCCUUCUCUUUGUGGUCAAUUAUUUAUAACUGCACUGUUUAGAGAAUUCACAGACAUACUUGCAGAUACACACAUACACAUACAUACAUACAUACACACACCAAACUGAGCCAGACAUGUCUUAAACACUUGUGAAAUUGUGUGACAUUACUAUGACUAUUAAACGCUUUUUGAUAAAUCCAGAA